Manduca sexta (tobacco hornworm) is the source of this 2921-nucleotide messenger RNA. Its product is annotated as G protein-activated inward rectifier potassium channel 3-like. Gene Ontology annotation, cellular component: plasma membrane. The record is from RefSeq and is a predicted model, not a curated record. Lineage: Eukaryota; Metazoa; Arthropoda; Insecta; Lepidoptera; Sphingidae. Gene Ontology annotation, molecular function: inward rectifier potassium channel activity. Gene Ontology annotation, biological process: potassium ion import across plasma membrane; regulation of monoatomic ion transmembrane transport.
CUCCGUCUAGUACGUUAUCCUGGCGAGAGAGGCGCACACGCACCCGGAAUGGAGUUAUCCCAUACUUACCCGAAUAAAGACUCAAACUAAAACUGGACUCUGUGCAGUGUUUAGUGAAUAUGCGAUGUGUUCUAAGUGAUCGUGAAAUACCAACCGAUUUCAAAAACAUCGAGCUCACAACACCUACAUAAUGACAUUAAAACCUACGACCCUUAAAAUGAUCCCGAACAGUACAAGAACAUUUUUGUGACAUUCGCUGUGACCGUGAAAGAUGAACGAGCCCGAUUGUUCGUAUGAAAUGCACGUCAGAAAUGACGACGAUAGCGAUGGAAAAACUAAACUAUCUGCCGGAAAGAUAUUCUAUAGACCAGGUGUUAUUGAAGAGGAAACAGAUGAAACUAGCGUUUUCGAUAGCUCUGUGAUAGAAAGCCCAAUGCUAUACAGUGCAAGUGGGUUCCUAAAGGCUCCGAAGAUUCAUACCUCGACCAGUCUUCACAGAAUACCGACGUACAGCAGCUCCAUUGGACAGAGUACUGUGUAUCGACAAGACACUUGCAGCGAGCUGAUAAUUUCCGAUAUAGAAUCUCGCGGUACAAUUAUACAACAUUUAGCGCGUUGUUGUGCCGGCGGGCACGAGAGAGUCAGUCGUGACCGAGGCAUUAUCGCGCGCGAUGCUUCAGGAGGCUUGAGACCGAGGGAUGGUGGCACAGACGGUCCGCCGCAAGUGAGUCGCGCGCACGACCACCUCGCUCCACACACCAUGCACGCCGACCCCGAGUCGCCCUCCUGCAAGGAGGAGACCCAGCUUCUGCCCGACGAGUGGCUCAAAGUGAAGACCGUGCCCGGCAACGGAAACCUCUCACCUGGAGUAUACUACCCCACAGGCAGCAAGAGGUUGGUCGACGCCCGUCCCCACGUGCAGCCGUCACCAACAGAAACCAUACCGAGUCGGUCUCACAGACAUGGCGUCACACGAAGGACUAGACGACGAGCCAUACUCAAAAAUGGGGAGUGCAAUAUUCUCAAAUCGAGGAUUUCUCAGCGGCGGUUGAAAUUCCUGCAGGAUAUGUUCACGACUCUCGUGGAUGCACAAUGGCGUUGGACUCUGUUAGUGUUUACACUCUCCUUUAUCCUAUCGUGGCUGGGCUUCGCGCUGAUCUGGUGGCUCAUAGCAUUCACACACGGUGAUUUAGAGCCCGAACAUCUGCCAGGCAAUCAGGAGGCUAAUAACUGGAAGCCUUGUGUUUUCAACAUAUUUGAUUUUACUUCGUGCUUCCUAUUCAGUAUUGAGACCCAACAUACUAUAGGUUAUGGUUCUCGCACUACGACGGAAGAAUGUCCGGAAGCAAUAUUCAUCAUGUGCUUGCAGAGUAUCGUUGGAGUUAUGAUCCAAGCAUUUAUGGUGGGCAUAGUUUUUGCAAAAAUGACGAGACCCAAACACAGAACGCAGACGCUACUGUUCUCGAAAUAUGCAGUGGUGUGUCAAAGAGACGGCGAGCUGUGCCUGAUGUUCCGAGUGGGUGAUCUGAGGAAAUCGCAUAUAAUAGGUGCCAGCGUCAGAGCUCAAUUAAUCCGAUCUAGACGGACGAAGGAAGGAGAGGUACUCUCUCACUAUCAAACGGAAUUAGAGCUGAACGCUGACGGUUGCGAUAGCAAUUUAUUCUUCAUAUGGCCUAUCACGAUGGUCCACCGGAUAAAUAGGGAAAGUCCGUUCUACGGAGUGUCGGCGGCGGACGUGCUCCAAGAACGGUUCGAGAUCGUGGUGAUCCUGGAGGGAACGAUAGAGUCGACGGGGCAGACGACGCAGGCUCGGUCUAGUUACACCACCAGUGAGAUAAUGUGGGGACACAGAUUCGUGCCACUAGUGAUGUAUAAUCGUGAGCGACAGGGUUACGAAGUGGAUUACUCUAAAUUCGACGAGACGACGCAGGUGGACACACCGCUGUGCUCCGCUAAGGAGCUGGACGAAUUCUACGGCAGUCAGGCAGAUCGUAGAUCUAUCGAGAGUACAGAACAUCAUCAGCAAAUGAUUUUGAAGAUGCCAGACCGCGCGCCGGCCGCCGUGCAAACUGACCACAAGGAUGGAGACUUCACAGUUACCUUAUAAACGAAGAUUGUUACAAAUAAACACUUUGUUGGUUGUAGGAUAUAUUUUGUAUCCGCCCAAGGUGUAAACCCGCCAUAGUGGCCCACCUAUUGGUGGCGAAGGGUCCAUAUAACACGAUUCCGGUCGGCUUCCCUUUCAUAAUUUAUGUAAAAUCUAAUCGUUAUUAUAACGAUUUCCAGACCGCAUUUAUGCAUAUUAUUAGUAGCUAUAAGUUGUGUUUGGUUACCUUUUGAACAAUUUCGUCCUUCGCUACCGCCAUCUAUGGCGCGUUUUUGAAUCAGCCUGUGUAUAUAUCCAGCUCCGAAGAGACCGGCAUAAUGAUGUCGACUGACGAGGGUCAGUCUUCUCUCGUAAAUCAAUAGUCUAUCUCGACGCCAUUCCAGUAACUAUUACGUUCAGUGGAGUCACUCUACCGCGCUCGUAUAAAAUUAUAUACUUGAAAUCACGAUACGAAAACAUGUGAAAUGUUUAAAAAUAUUUUAUUAUGUAAGAUGAAAUAGAAUAUACGUACAAAACUCGUACAAAUAAAUCCCGGUGCCGCUAGUCAGUAUAUAAAGUGCAGAAUCUCAAAAUAGUUUAUAAUAAAGAGGUUGUGCGAUGAAAACAUUCCAAUGUUAUUAUAAUGAAAAUGUAUUUAAGUAAUAUAUUUUAGAGAUAAGUGAAAAUUACUUUGUAAUUCUCCGCUUAAUGUGUAUAAAUCUUUUAAUUUAAAGUAAACUCUGUAAAAGUUUUAUGUGGGUCAAUGCGCAUAUCAUUUGAUUUCAUUUUGUUACUGUGUAAAUAUUGAAUGAAUAAUUAUUUAUGUUGUGACGUU